Messenger RNA from Drosophila mauritiana, 1578 nucleotides. RefSeq lists its product as uncharacterized. The record is from RefSeq and is a predicted model, not a curated record. The coding region runs from base 631 to 1506 and encodes 291 amino acids. Lineage: Eukaryota; Metazoa; Arthropoda; Insecta; Diptera; Drosophilidae. The transcript has 7 exons.
ACAUUGUAAGUGUAGUGGAAAAAUGUCGCAGGAAUGUUUCAACCCUUUGGCAAUAAUUUAAGCUGCGCACUUACCAAACCAAAUUGAAUUAGAGGCUCCGGCGAAUGCAUCCAUUUUAAAGCUUAAAUCAUAAACAGAAGCGAAUGCUGCUUAAAAUUUCAUUACGCGCACUUAAGCGGUGUGAUUUUCGGCACACCCUUCUCUGGGGGAACCCCCUUUAACCAUCGACAACAACCAGUGUUGCAAAAGCUCGUAAAAUCCCCACUAGCUGCAGUAGCUGGAUGGCAGCACCGCAGUGGUGACACAUUCACAUCCGCGACCACGUCCUCGUCCACAUCCACUGCAAUGCAGCUGGCGAAAUGUCAUCAGCGCCUGGAUUUUAUGGCGGCGGCAAAAGGAGAAUGUAUCUAAGCUGCAGUCUCGUUCCUGGUUUCGCUGGUCCCUGUUUUCCGGCUCCUAAAUUCGGCUGAAGCGUUAAACUUUUAUGGCUGCCGCAGCGCGUGGAGAAGAAGAAACGUCGUAGUCGUCGUAAAUAAAUUUCUGGCCGUAAUUAAUUUUGCAUGCCAGUCAGAUAGUCAGAUAGUUAGCUAGCUGCUUCUCAAGUCGCAUUUUCGCGCUGUUUUGAAAAGUAUGGACACUGACAGCAGAAGGAAAAAAUUUGGCCGUCAAACUUACGGAUCCCUUGUGAUAUUUAUGGGCUUAGCUGUCUCUCAAUGGAUUCUGGUCUGCCUGGUGGAAAGUGGUCGUAGAAUAUUCCGUGACUUUGAGGUGAUUUGCUCGGCCACCUUUGUUCUGGCUGGCUUAUGUUUCACAGUUUUUUGUUUUAACCAAGGUGUUCGCAACCACAGGGUCUAUAGCUGGGUUGUAGCGUUUGUGAUAGUGGAACUGGAGAUAUUUUCGAUGUAUGUGCUAGCAGCUCGUACUUGGGUUCCAGAUCUGCUGGCCUUCUUCUUUUUCUGCACUCUCCUGAUGAUAGUUGCCCUGGUCGUUGGAUGUCAUCUUUCGUUUUCGAUGGACUUAACUCGCUACAUAGCUCCGCUUUUUAUCUUGAGCUUUGUAUUGGCCAUGAUGUCCACAUAUUUUCUGUUGGCCCAUUUGUUUUUGCCAAAGCUGAUGCCUUAUGCCUAUCUCACAUUUGAGCUUGGCCUAACCUUUGUAAUGACAUCGAUGAUCAUGCUGCAUGCUCAAACAAUUAAUGGAGAUCGGUAUAUCCAGAUGAGGCUGAAGGAUUUCAUCUUGGCCGCUUUGCUGGUCUUCCACGAAUUUCUGCUCACCUACGCACUCACAUUCUACUGGCAGAUUCAUUAUAGCUACUUUACAUCAGCUGACUUCUUCUGGAUGUCGACUAGUACCCCAAAUACACGAGGAACAACACCCGAAUAUCCGGAGUAUGGUGAUUACGACAAAAACACAUCUGACGAUGACUGGUCGCCUAAAAAUGAAACCGAUUAUGAUUGGUUACUAGAUAAUUGGGAUACUAUAGCUGCAGAAAGUUUAGUAAAGUAGAACCGCGUGACGUGCUGCUGUUAAAGAUUUUAAAUAUAUUGCAUUUCGGUUAUAGAAUAAAUCGUCGAACAU